Gastrolobium bilobum is the source of this 984-nucleotide messenger RNA. RefSeq names its product peroxidase 65-like. Gene Ontology annotation, biological process: response to oxidative stress; hydrogen peroxide catabolic process. Bases 1 to 984 code for a protein of 327 amino acids. The transcript has a single exon. NCBI's taxonomy places the organism in Eukaryota, Viridiplantae, Streptophyta, Magnoliopsida, Fabales, Fabaceae. The record is from RefSeq and is a predicted model, not a curated record. Gene Ontology annotation, molecular function: heme binding; peroxidase activity.
AUGGCUUUCCUUGUCCUUUUCCUUCUCUUCUUUUCCCUUCCCUUCUCCUCUGCUAAACUCACUAUUGAUUACUACAAGAAAACAUGCCCUGACUUUAACAAAAUUGUUAUGGAAAACGUUUACAACAAGCAAAGUGUAAGUCCAGCCACAGCAGCUGGUAUCCUUCGUCUCUUCUUUCAUGAUUGCAUCACUGAUGGUUGUGAUGCUUCAAUUCUUGUUGGUUCCAAUGCAUACAACCCUCAUGCUGAACGUGAUGCUGAAUUGAACCUUUCCCUCUCUGGUGAUGCCUUUGAUAUCAUUGUGAAGAUCAAGAAUGCAUUGGAAUUAUCAUGUCCUGGUAUUGUAUCUUGCUCUGACAUUAUAGCACAAUCCACAAGAGACCUUGUUAAGAUGGUGGGUGGUCCUUUUUAUAAUGUGAGGUUAGGUAGAAAGGAUAGCUUUACAUCAGAUUCUUCAAGAGUUGAUGCAAGCAUUCCAAGGACUAACAUGACCAUGGAUGAGAUCAUUGGCAAGUUUACUUCAAAGAAAUUCACUGUUAAAGAGAUGGUUGCUCUAACUGGUGCACACACCAUUGGUUUCACACAUUGCAAGGAAUUCAGCAACAGGAUCUUCAACUUUAGCAAAAACUCUCAGGUUGAUCCUACCCUUCACCCAAAAUUGGCUGAAGGUUUGAGGAAAGUGUGCCAGAACUACACUGUGGACCCUUCAAUGGCAGCAUUCAAUGAUGUGAGGUCACCAGGGAAAUUUGACAAUGCAUAUUACCAAAAUGUGCUUAAAGGGUUGGGGCUCUUAACCUCAGAUUACCUCAUGAGUGUGGACCCAAGGACAAGGCCAGUUGUGGAGCUCUAUGCAAGAGAUCAACAAGCAUUCUUCCAGGAUUUUGCAAAGGCAAUGGAGAAGCUUUCUGUGCUUGGAGUGAAGACUGGUAGAAAAGGAGAGGUGAGGGCCAGGUGUGACCAGUUCAACAAUCUUACUACUGCAUAG